Trametes versicolor FP-101664 SS1 is the source of this 1890-nucleotide messenger RNA. RefSeq lists its product as uncharacterized. Bases 11 to 1381 code for a protein of 456 amino acids. The transcript is spliced from 10 exons. The record is from RefSeq and is a predicted model, not a curated record. Lineage: Eukaryota; Fungi; Basidiomycota; Agaricomycetes; Polyporales; Polyporaceae.
GCCGUCUGCCAUGCUGCUUUCACCAGCCGCGUCCAAUGCGAGCCUCCCCGGCUCAUCGCAGGGCUUCUGGGGCCGCUUCAAAAGCCCCAAGAGCAACAAGGAUGCUGAAAUCAUGCGCGAUCGCCAGGCUCAGCUUGCCCUCACGCGCCAACGUCUCCUCACCCUCGCCUUCGAAGACAUGGAGACCGUCCGGAUGCUCCCUCAAUCAUUCCUAGAACUCGAGUCCCUCGCGAGAGACUGGAUCAAGCCCCCGCCAGAUAUGCCCAUCAGUUUGCGCGUGCCUAUAGAAUAUGCUUCGCUUCACGCAGCGCGUUUGGUAGCGGGUCCAUAUAUCUAUUUGACGAGCGAGGACUCGUAUCAAAUCGCCUGCAUGGGAGUGCAAGGCCUGCGAGUCGAGGUGGUGUGUGACAGCCCACCACCGCCGGACGAACCUCCUCCGCCUCCACCGCCGCCGGUGCUGGAGAUGCCGGCGACGUUCAACCUGGAGCUCUCGCCGGGGCAGAACGUCGCGCUGGACACGACGAUCAACUCGGACGAGAUGGACAUGGCGCGCAUGGAGGACGGGACGACCGUGGACGGCUCGUUCUGGGGCAAGCUCGACAUCGUGCACGACGGGGACGUGCACAAGAUGGAGUUUUCCGGGACGCGCAUCCAGAACACGGAGAACGUCUCGACGGAUCUCAUCGUCGACUCGCGCAUCAUCAACAAGCUCGCCGUCGCUGCGAAGCCGGCCACCGCGCGUUGCCAUCUUGGCAUUCUUGCGCCCGCGCAACAGUACUGCGAUGUUAUUCUGUCGUUCUCGCCGUACUGGAAACUCGGCACCAGCUGGCCGCCCGCGGAGCCUGUUGCCGAGAAUAAGGUCAAAUAUUUCCUCCGCGUCCACCCCGGCGGUGCGGUCGAGCAUUUCGAAACGGAGAUGACAGCGACGUCGCUGUAUUACGAGGCGAUACCUGAACCAGGCAUGCUGGACCCGCAAGAGUUCAUAUCGCCUCGGAACGGCUUCGCCAUGACGUUCCGCGACUUCGUACCCCAUCUCAUGCGCGUCCUCGACCAGCUCGGGAUGUCGCUUUUCGCGCGGACGAACUUCAUCAACAAUAACAUGAACGCCUUCUCCGCACAUCGUAACAUUGCGUACCGUUUCAUGCAGCCUCACAAAAUCGCCGCGGCGAUCGACAUCUCAGUGACGGUCGAGAACUGCGUGUUCACGCGGCUGUUCCUGAUGUUCCGCGGGCUCACGGACGACGAGCUCAGCAUGUUCGCGGGCGCUGGCGAGAAGGAGGCGAACCAGGUCAACUGGCGCGACCGCGUUGGAUGGUCCGAACUCAGUAAGGACUCGACACAGUUCCGCCUCCUCGAGACCUCCGUACUCGAGGUGACGUAGACCGCGAUGCCCCGUCCAAGUCCCGCCUUUCUUUUCUUCACUGCGACAUCCUUCUCCUUUCACUUCAAUACCUCGCGAUUCCCCGAUUCCCCGUUUUGAUCUACAUCCAUGCUGCAUUCCUCCCUUGGUUGUGUGCUGUUUCCCUCCCCUUCCUGGUCUCUCCAUCACUGUAGUCUUAUCGCUCAAUUAGUGUUGUAAUCCGCGCGCAGGUGCGCUGUUUCCCGAUUCCGCGUUCCCGCACUACUUCCCGCCCGUCCUCUCUGUAGCGGAAUACCUUAUCCUCCUCAUAUCCCUCCACUCUGUGCCCAUCUACUUGCCUCCCGACGGACAGUCCUGCUCGCUGCUCUGUUACGCUGUCGUUGUACCUAGUACCCUCAUGAUCAUGCCCAUGUAGCCGUGCACGUCUCCCGCCCUCCCAUCUCGUCUUGCGCUCUAUCUCUUUCUUUCCCUCUAUCCACGUUCCUGCCUUCUUUCAUACACUGCGAAGUACUGCGUACAUAAUGGAUACU